AUGUCAGCCAUGAUACGCUGGCUCACUCUGGCGGCCGCGCUGACAUUAGCACAUGCAGGCGCGGCGGGAACGCCUUAUCUUCGAGCGUCAGCCCAGGAGCGCUGGUUAGCAGCUGAUAACGCCACCAACUCCUCCACCACCACCACCACCACCACCACUACCUCCACCACCUCCACCACCUCCAUGGCCAUGUCCACGACAACCAAUGUGGACACCAAUGACACGAACAGCACCAAUGGAACCAACACCACAGGGACCACAAGUUCGCGGGAGAUCACGACGAAUGAGAUCAUGGCUCUCUCCUUCGCCGGCGCGGGCUUGCUGCUUUGCGUGGGGGUGCAUUUGCUCCUCGCGCCAGCUUCCUAUCGGCUCGACUUGCUGAUGGCAGCACAUCUCUCCCGAAAGACGAGCGAUGCCACCUUCUCACGAGUGGCCCCCUUCGUCCAGUGGCUGAUGAUUGCCUGCCUCUUCCUUCCUGUUGCCUGUGUGGCUCUUGCAGCCCAGCAGGUGAGCACCGACUCAUGGCGGCUAUCAUCACUGGGAAGCUUGGUAGCCGUUACCAUCUAUUUUGGCAGCCUGGGUCUGGGGAGGGCGGCCACCGACUCUUUCCACUUCAGCUGGCUGGCCUUCCUCUUCUCCCUGAUGGCGCUUCUUUGCCUGGGCUGCUACUUCUGCCAGUUCGUGUGGUGGCUGGAUCCCUUCAGUUUCACUUCAGUCUCUGUCGUAAUGCUCUGUGUUAGUGCAGUACCCAGUAUCGCGCUGGCCUUUCUCUGCGGCAGCUGGCAAGGGAGUGGGUCGAUGCUCGCCUUUCUGUCUGGAGACCAGGCGCAGCCCGGACCAGCGACUGCGCUGCCACGAAGCAAGCCGAAGCGGAUUGGGCUGAUUGCCAGCCUUGUCGUCUUGGAGCUGGGAGUGCUGGGGGCAUAUGGCCUUGCGGUGCGCGUGCUGGCAACAAACCCGGAGGCUCGCGAUGUGGGUUUCGUUCUGGUGGCAGCGGUGGUCAAUCUCGAUGCCAUUGUUUGGCUCGUGUGGGCCUUGGGACUUGUGACCGGCGGCGCGCAGACAGCUCUUCUCAUGGUGGCGGCACGAGUUGCCGCCUGUGCAUGGGGAGAGGACUACUGGCUUAUGGGCCAUUCCGGCGUAUUCCUGGCCAUGGUCACUCUGUUGGCCCAUAUGGUGGUGAAUGCCAUGAUCCCUGCGCCAGACAGCCCUCAGGUGCGGCGGCAACGUGCGGCGGCAGACAUGCUAGAGACAUUGCAGGCCAGGAUUGCAGGAGGAUCAGGAUCAGGUGACCACGGUGACCAUGCCACCCCUGUAAGUCUGGCAGCUCCGGCAACCAUUGCGAAGUGGAAGAAGUGGCUUCCUGCGGUGGUGAUGCUGGGCAUCAUGUGCCUUUUUGCUGGGGAAGUGGCUCUCGUGACCUUCCUAUUCGAGCUACCGUCCAUUUCCUGGUGCAACACUUGCGAUGCGCGUCCUCAGCAGUACUACGCAGGUGUGGCAUUGGGCGCCGGUUUCGUAUAUGCCGUGUCGUUGUACGGCCAUCGUCGGUCGCAGCUCCAGGCCUUCGGGAAGAAGGGGCCGUUGCUGGAGACAGCCCCCCUGGGCAUUGUGGUUCCGUAUUUCUGCUGGGUGGGAGUUGGCGCAUACACAUCCUGGGUCGCAGACAGUUGGGCAGUGCUGGUUCAUGUCAGCUUCCUGCCCUUGAUCCUGGGCCUGUUCUUCUCCGCACAUCAUCGUUGGGUGGUCGAUGACUUCCACUUAACGCCGCGGCCCCCCAGCGCCACAGCCAAGAUUGCACCGGAGCCGAGCUCCACGGGCACGGGAGGUGACCCUGCGAGUGACGGUGGAGCUGACCCCGCUGACCCUGUGGGGGCCGGUGGGAGCUCAGUUGCGGCCGAGGACCGGCCUACUGGCUUAGCAAGGGUGCCGUGGACGGUGCGGAUAUGGCUGAUGGCUCUCCUCCUUGACAUCGCAUACGGGGUGGUCUUGCACUUGGUAUCAGAAGUCCGCUUCCGAUGGGUGGGCUGGAGCAUCAGUGCCGGAGUCCUCGUCUUGGCGCUGACCUUCAUGAGCAACCGGAUGUGGUUCGGCACCUUCCAGCUCUACCCAGAGCAGCCUAUUUUUUGGGGAUUCAUUGCGCUCAUCCUCCUGGCUUGGGCUGGCGGCGUGUGGUACUUUCACCGGGAAAUGAAGGUGGACGACUUUGCCGCGGUAUUGCUCUGCGUGGUUGUCCUCUAUCCUGCAGUGUACGUGGCAUUCCUUGCUCUGCAGGUUCUGCGCGAUGCCAAAUGGAGUCCGAAGGAUGCUUCAACAUUUCGAUUCGUGCGGAACGGGAUCAUCUUCAGCACAGUCGUGUACCUGGCCUUCCUGGGGGCGCUGGCCCUGCUGAACUGGGCUGCGGCUCUUGGAGGUUUCUGCUUACUGCUAAUGGCGGCCGUCCUCGGCCUGGCCUUUUGGAAGUGGCUGCGCAACAACCGCUACAUCAGCGACAAGGUCAAGCUGGCCAGCGCGGUCGCUGUGGCCUUGUGUGUCCUGGGCUCUGCCGUUGGCAUCACCUUCUACUUUCAGAGCAUCUUUGGAGGCUUCACCGCUGUUUGCGUGGGGGUCACGCUGCUGUUGGUGGGUGACGCUGCGUCGGAGGUUUCUGCAGCACAGAGCCGAACAGCUUUGGAGCAGCUUCGUGUGGAGUCCUCCAACUUCGUGUUCCCCAUGUUCCGCUUCCGUGGUGGGGAACUGGCACGGGCCCAUACAGACAUAGCUGCGGCAAUGGAGGCGCUGGGUGUUAUAUCACUUUGGGGACUGGUGGCAGCCGUGGUGUUAGAUGACUAUCCGGCCGUGGGUAUGGUCGUGGGAGUCCUUGCCCUUAUGGGGAUCCUGAUCCUGUGGGCCCAUCUCGUGGCACGGGGUGGCUUACGCCGGGCAAUGGUCCUGGAGCAGCUGCCUCAGGCACAACUACUGGCGGCAGCUAAAGAGGCACUGGAUGGAGGUCUCGGCGGCGCCAAAGUCGCUGACGCAGGCAGUGAGAGCGACAAGGACACCCAGCAGAAGCUGGUACAAGCAGUUCAAGAGUUCGCUACCGGUUGCAAGUGCAGCAUGGACGAGUUCCAAUCCCAGGUGAAGGUUGCCUGCGCCGGGCGUUUCCACACCUUCCCGCUGAUAGCGUUCUGGCAGAUGCUGAAUGCCGGUGUCGCCCUGAUCCGCAAAGGACAAGGCUGUGUGGCUAACAACUCACCUGAACAUCCGCGGGAAGAGCACCAGAAGCUAUUGACGAGCGCAAGGAAGUGGCUCUCGGCGGUUUGCAAUCAGCAACGCUUCGAUGCGCGACUGCAGCUUUGUUUGCUCUCGGCGCAGAUGCAGCAGAUGUGGGCGAAGGAGUCCGAGUUCCGGGCCUUCCUUCAGAGCACAGGUGCCGAGGCCAAAGGGCUGACGAUGGACGACUUCAAGCAGUUGCCGGAAGCAGACCGCAAAGAGCUCGAAACAGCGUGGCAGGCCUGGAAGGCGGCGGAGGUUGAGAAGCAGCGCCUUGAAGACGAGCGGCGGAAGGAGGAGGAGGAGGCCGCGCGCCGCCGACUCGAGGAGCAGCGGCGCCGCAAAGCAGAUGCUCGGCAGGCGGUGGAGACGCUUCUGAAAGACCAGUGCGGCGAAAUCAGCAAGAUCCAGGCUGCCCUGAACGCCGCACUGGGCGCUGGUGUGCAAGAGGCAGAUGCCGUAGUGGCGGAAGCAACCCAGCGAGUGCAGGAGCUGCGCAGCGCGGAGGAGCUGUUGCAGAAGGCACUGGCCAUCGAUGCUGCCAGCGAGGCAGCGGUGCAAGAGCUGCAAAAUGCCGUGGAGCACGCUCAGGCAGCGUGUCUCCAGAGUGACCUGAUCCAGCAGGCGAGGGACAAGAUCACCCAGAUUCAAGGAACUCUGUCAGCCGAGGAGGAGGCAGAGAGAAAACGAAAAGAGGCUGAGCGACUGAAGAAGCUUCAAGAAGAGGCCAAGGAGCGGCGGAAGAAGGCCGAGGAGGAGCGGCGGAAGAAAGAGGAAGAGGACCGUCUCAAGAGGGCGGGAGAACCGAAAGUCGUGGAGGCCAACCUCACCUUGCUCAAGUCUGUCGCAGAGAGGACGGGCGAGUUCACAGAUAACGUCUUCACCCCUGAGGCGAUGGGGGAAAAGGCCACAAGCAGCAGCUACAGGAUCCAGCGGCUACGGCAGAUCGUGGGUGAUGGCGGCGUUGAGCUCUUCUUUGAUGGCUUCAACCCCAAUGACAUACAUCAAGGAGAGCUGGGUGACUGCUGGUUUCUCUCCGCCAUCGCUUGCCUGUCUGCCCACGGCAAGCUGGUGGAGAAACUGUUUACGUACUCUGAUGCCCCAAAGGGCCUCUACGUCGUACGCUUCUACAAGAACGGCGUCUUUCAGGAUGUCACGAUCGAUGACUUCUUCCCAACGAAGUACGGGCAGUGCGCUUUCGCUUCUUCAGGGAAGAAGGCCGAGGCAUGGGUGCAGGUCUUGGAGAAAGCCUACGCCAAGCUUCACGGCAGCUACGAUUCGAUCGAGGGCGGGUUCGUGAAUGAUGCUUUAGUGGAUAUGACAGGAGGCAUCGGAGAGAAGAUGCACCUGCAUGACAAGGCUGCUCGGAAAGAGAUCAAUGAUGGGACAAUGUGGGCCAAACUCCUCAGCCUCUCCCGGGAUGGCCACUUGCUAGGCUGUGGAUCCGGAGCCGGAAAAGACACUGAAACCAGUGACAUGGGCAUUGUGAAGGGCCACGCCUAUUCGCUUCUGCGGGUUGAGGAGGUUGAGGGGCACCGGCUGUUGCAGCUUCGCAACCCUUGGGGCUCUACCGAGUGGAAGGGAAAGUGGAGUGAUGGUGACAAAGAUAGUUGGACGCAGAAGAUGAAGAAAAAACUCGACUACGUGAAUGCAGACGAUGGCUCUUUCUGGAUGGCUUUCGAAGACUUCGUGAAUCACUACCGAAGUGUGUAUAUCUGCCGACUUUUCGAAGACGGCUGGAACCGCUGCUUCGCUUGUUCCGAGUGGAGAGGAGAAACCGCAGGUGGCUGCCGAAACUAUCCCACCUAUGAGAAAAACCCAAAGAUCCAGCUUACUAUCAAAGGAAGGGUGAACCUUAUUCUCACCUUGGAACAAGCAGACUCCCGCGGCGCGGGCGAGGGUGAGGGCGAGGUGCCCAUCGGGUUUAGGGUUUACCGAGACCGCUCCCUUUCUGGGAAUGGCAUUUGUGGCACUUCGACAUACGCCUACGACCGAGAGCUUUGCGUCGAUGUCGAGCUCAAAGAGAACACAGCUGGCCCGUACAUUAUUCUUCCCACAACCUUCAAGCCGAACAUGGAGAGAGGCUUCAUCAUGAAAGCGUUCUGGAAAGGUGCCCCGGACGCCGUGCAAAUGCAGAAUGAUUAG
Symbiodinium natans is the source of this 5394-nucleotide messenger RNA. NCBI's taxonomy places the organism in Eukaryota, Dinophyceae, Suessiales, Symbiodiniaceae. The record is from the annotation of a GenBank genome assembly.